AACCCGCAGACAUGUUUUUAGUCAUCUUCCCCGUCCUGCCCGCGGCGGCCGUCAGCGUGAGCGCCAGCGACGAAAUCUCCCCCGCCCCGCUCGCGGCGCCCCCACCCCAUUCCUUCCUUCCAUCCACCGUCCGGGGAGCGAGGGAGCGAGAGCAUGGCGAGCGGGGGCAGGGUGGAUCUGGACGGCGGCGCCGUGCCGCCGCUCACCAUCUGCAUGAUCGGCACCGGCGUCCUCAUCGGCUCCCACCUCUGCGAGAAGCUCAUGGCCGAGACCCCCCACGUCGUCCUCGCCGUCGACGUCUACUCCGACAAGAUCCGCCACCUCGUCGACCCGCCGCCUCCCCACCUCGCCGGACGCAUCUCCUUCCACCUCCUCAACAUCAAGAACGACCCCCGCCUCGAGGGCCUCGUCAAGAUGGCCGAUCUGGUACUUCCCCUCCCUCCCUCCCCUCGCGGAUCGAGUAGCGGCGCCGCAGCCCCUGCACCUACAGGACGGCAGCCUGGAGACCCGAGGAAGUCGGACCAGAAGACGGAUCCCAAGCCGGCGGGGACGAGUCCAGAGCCGAUCCAGGAGCCGCGCGUCGAGAAGGCCCGUGACUGCGGCGGUUUCGCUUUCCUCUGCGCCCUCGCUGGACACAAGGAGGCCAUUACUGGAAUCUCUAUGCCGAUGGGGUCCGACAAGCUCUACUCUGGCAGUGCCGACGGCUCUAUUCGCGUAUGGGACGGCAAAUCUGGCAAGGUAGCUGGGCUAUCCGCUCUUGGCAUUCCCCUCAGACUCGUUAUGCUCAGUUCACCUUUGAGGUCAUGUCUCUAUUGAUUCCUGCAUUACGUGUGGCGGUUGAGUUCUGCUGCCUGUUCAAUUGGGGAUUAACUCUGGUUGCUUGAGGUGGUUGAUGUGCCGAUGGGCUCAAAUUGUGCAUCGUCUAUGAUGGUUGAUGUGUGCUGACUGCUUGAUCAACUGAGGAGCUCCUCUAAUUCCUCAGUGCGCCUGAUGUACCCGUUGGUUCAGAUCAGGUUGUCAUUUGGCACGCCUGGGGUUGAGGACAUGUCAGAUUGAUUUGCUUGGAGGCUUUUCGCCUGUUUGUCGUGAUCAGUGUACACCGGAUCAGUUUCGGGAGGCGAUCAGGCUGGUUACCUGAUAGGCAAAACUCUCUGCGGUUAAAGUUGCACACUGAUUGCCAGAUGGCCAUAUGUUUAAUAGCAAGAAAAAAAGAGUAAAAAAGAAAGGGAAAAAUGAGAGAUGAGCUUUAAGAAGAGAAGAUUCUUCAGGAGAAAGGAGAAAUUUAAGAAAAGAUUGUUGUGUAGUAGAGAAAAAAAAAGAGCGAGAGUUUCUAAUCUGCUGUGUUGCCCUUUCUAUUCUUAAUGUUUCUGCAAUAGUGCGUUGAUGUCAUCAAAAUGGGAGGGAAGAUUGGCUGUAUGAUUACUCACAACAAGUGAGUAUUUGUUGGAAUACCAAAAUCCGUGGAGGUAUUCUCAAUUUUACUGGGAGUGCAAGUCAAUUUUGCUAUAUAUUGAAGUGCUAUUGGGUGUUGAACUAUUGUUCUUCGUUGCUCCGAUGGCUUCCACGCAUGGAACAUAAAGACAGGGAUGAAGCUAAGUCUUGAGGGACCUUCUGGGCUUGUUUGUUCCAUGACUAUCAAGGAUGUGAUGUUGUUUGCUGGCACGGAGGACGGGCGCAUCAUGGCUUGGAAAUUUCCUGCUAAGGACAUCAACUCGGAACCGGUGGCAAUCCUCGCUGGCCAUGACAGUCAUGUGAUUUCACUUGCUGUCUCAGCAACAAGGCUUUACUCUGGCUCACUUGACAAGACAAUCAGAGUACGAAAAUGCUGCACAUCCGCUGAUUUCUGUUGGCUACUAAAUGUUAUGUUUGUGUCUGAUAUAUUCUGGGUAUUUAUGAGGUAUGGGACCUUAAAAAUCUUCAGUGUGUCCAAACACUCUCUCAGCAUAAGGCUGCUAUUACUUCUGUGCUUUGUUGGGGUCAGAAGUUACUUUCUUGCUCUCUGGACAAGACUGUAAAGGUCUGGGCUGCUUCAGAAUCUGGAGACCUUCAACUCAUGCAUACCCACUCUGAUGAGCAUGUAAGUUCUGCAAACUUAAUUUACACGAAUAUUUCCAUCAGCAUUAUUUCUGAAGACCUCAUUGAAGUUUCAAACAUGAAGGCUUAUAUUAGUUACAACUUUUUUUACCUUUUAUCAGUGGUAGUAUGAUACUAUCCUUAUUUAGUCUUAUUGAACAGUGUAAAUUGUAUAUGUUGAAUAUUUAUAUGGCAUAUGUAUUUCUUCAUCUGCAGUAA
Molecule: messenger RNA, 2292 nt
Organism: Hordeum vulgare subsp. vulgare (domesticated barley)
Lineage: Eukaryota; Viridiplantae; Streptophyta; Magnoliopsida; Poales; Poaceae
Product: zinc finger CCCH domain-containing protein 17-like
Exons: 2
Coding region: 154-816 (220 amino acids)
Molecular function (GO): protein binding
Source: RefSeq, a predicted model, not a curated record